Lytechinus pictus (painted urchin) is the source of this 709-nucleotide messenger RNA. Its product is annotated as endonuclease V-like. Gene Ontology annotation, molecular function: RNA endonuclease activity producing 5'-phosphomonoesters, hydrolytic mechanism; single-stranded RNA binding. Gene Ontology annotation, cellular component: nucleolus; cytoplasm. The transcript has 6 exons. Gene Ontology annotation, biological process: DNA repair. The record is from RefSeq and is a predicted model, not a curated record. Bases 152 to 694 code for a protein of 180 amino acids. NCBI's taxonomy places the organism in Eukaryota, Metazoa, Echinodermata, Echinoidea, Temnopleuroida, Toxopneustidae.
AAAGAAACUCCUGGAAAAAAAGUUUAAUUUUAUUAAAAUGGCGGCGUACAUGGACGGAUGAAGGAAAGCAAAUUCUACGGGAAAUCGAGCCUAGAAAAGUGGCCAGAAUUGAAUAGGAGAAGAAACUUGAGGUUCACACUCAAGUUGAGUGAUGGAAGAAUCUGCAAGGUGUAAUGACUUGUUGAUUGAUGAGGACACAGCUAGAUCAUGGGAAAGUGAACAGAGAAAACUAAAGCAGAAGCUUAUUGAAGAUGACACAGAGGGUUGGCAGUCUGGUGGACCUCCUUUCACUGAUCUUCAUUACAUUGGAGGAGUGGAUAUCUCCUUUGUGAAAACCAGUACCAGUCUUGCCUGUGUCUCUCUCAUUAUAUGCAAGUUUCCAGAUCUUGAGGUAGUGUAUGAAGACUGUCAGACUAUUCACAUGACCCAGCCAUACAUCUCUGGCUUCCUAGCAUUCAGAGAAGUACCUUUCUUCUUGGAAUGCCUUGACAGGUUACGCAGCACCAAACCUGACCUCGUCCCUCAGAUCAUUUUUGUGGAUGGUAAUGGCAUUCUUCAUCAAAGAGGAUUUGGUACAGCGUGUCAUCUUGGUGUGUUGUCAGGGAUUCCUACAGUAGGAAUAGCAAAGAAAUUGAGUCACAUAGACAACAUCCAGAAAGAUGAUGAACAUGCACGCAAGGUGAGAUAUAAUUAAUGAUGAUGUCAAAUA